UGUGUGUGUGUGUUUGAUCUCUGCUGUUAUCGCGUGGAGAUUCAAAUCUGAGUUUGGGAUAAGAAGUGGAGCCCAUCUAAAGUCUGACUGCACAAAAUUAAGACUGGACUGUUGAUCCUGUGAACGAUGGAUGAAGAUCUGAAAAAGACGAACCCUCACAAUGGGAGCCUCUCAGGGGCUUUGGAUGCCAAAAAGCCCGAUCAGCCAAAAGCAGCAGUUCUGCAGAAGAAUGUGGGUCUCUUAAGUGGCAUCUGUCUGAUAGUGGGAACAAUGAUCGGCUCGGGGAUCUUCAUUUCUCCCAAAGCAGUUCUGGAGGGGACUGGAGCAGUGGGUCCAUGUCUGUGUGUGUGGGCGGCAUGUGGAGUGCUGGCUACGAUGGGGGCCCUCUGCUAUGCUGAACUAGGCACAAUGAUCAUGAAGUCUGGUGGAGAGUAUCCGUACCUGAUGGAGGGUUUUGGGCCAUUGCUGGGAUACCUAUAUUCCUGGACCACGAUCAUCAUGUUAAAGCCUUCGUCAUUUGCCAUCAUCGCCCUGAGUUGUGCCGAAUACGCCUCCACAUCGUUUUACCCAGAGUGCACUCCUCCUCAAGUGGUCACCAAGUGCCUGGCUGCAGCUUGUAUCUUAAUAAUUACAAUCAUCAACUGUCUGAGUGUAAAGCUGGCCUACAGAGUGCAGAACUUUUUCACAGUAGCCAAACUCUUGAUUAUUGUCAUCAUCGUGGUUUCAGGCAUCGUUCUGCUGGCUCAAGGCAAUACCCAGAAUCUCAAAGACUCAUUUGCAGGCGCAACAACAUCAUUUGGAGCAAUUGGCCUUGCAUUUUACAACGGACUAUGGGCUUAUGAUGGAUGGAAUCAGCUUAACUUCAUAACAGAAGAGCUGAAAAGUCCAUACAGAAACCUUCCCCUGGCAAUAAUUAUUGGGAUUCCCCUGGUAACUGUGUGCUAUAUAUUUGUCAACAUUGCAUAUUUCAGUGUCAUGACCCCUACUGAACUUCUGCAGUCUCCUGCCGUUGCUGUGACCUUCGGUGACAGAGUGCUGUACCCAUUAUCAUGGAUUGUGCCUUUAUUUGUGGUGUUUUCCACUUUUGGUGCAGCCAAUGGGAGCUGUUUCACCGCAGGCAGGUUGACAUAUGUGGCGGGACGGGAGGGCCACAUGGUUAGGAUCAUGUCGUACAUCAGUGUGAAACGUUACACACCUUCUCCAGCUCUAAUGUUUAAUGGUAUCUUGUCAAUCAUCUACAUCAUGCCUGCAGAUAUAAACACUCUGAUCAAUUACUUCAGUUUUGCUCAGUGGGUUUUCUAUGGGCUCACAUGUCUUGCACUCAUUGUUAUGCGAUUCACUAGGAAGGAGCUUCAGAGACCUGUCAAGGUGCCAAUAGUCAUCCCUGUUCUGGUGGUGAUUGUGUCCUGUUACCUGGUUCUUGCUCCCAUCAUAGAAAAGCCUGAGUGGGAAUACCUGUACUGCACAAUGUUCAUAGUCGGUGGUCUUCUCUUAUAUGUACCUUUCAUUUACUACAAAUUCAACUGGACUCGCCGCAUCAUGAGGCCACUCACCAUGCACCUUCAGCUGCUACUGGAAGUCAUUCCACCUGAAAAGACUGAGUGACAGAUAUCACACUGGAAGAGUCACACAUGUAAUAACCAGCAGUGGACCACACACUGAUCCAUGGAAAU
Messenger RNA from Sinocyclocheilus anshuiensis, 1673 nucleotides. It is a transcript of the gene slc7a9, whose product is annotated as solute carrier family 7 member 9. Bases 127 to 1605 code for a protein of 492 amino acids. NCBI's taxonomy places the organism in Eukaryota, Metazoa, Chordata, Actinopteri, Cypriniformes, Cyprinidae. Gene Ontology annotation, cellular component: membrane. The transcript has 13 exons. The record is from RefSeq and is a predicted model, not a curated record. Gene Ontology annotation, molecular function: L-amino acid transmembrane transporter activity. Gene Ontology annotation, biological process: amino acid transmembrane transport.